Messenger RNA from Lottia gigantea (owl limpet), 1191 nucleotides. RefSeq lists its product as hypothetical. Gene Ontology annotation, biological process: maintenance of mitotic sister chromatid cohesion; mitotic sister chromatid cohesion. NCBI's taxonomy places the organism in Eukaryota, Metazoa, Mollusca, Gastropoda, Lottiidae. The coding region runs from base 128 to 1174 and encodes 348 amino acids. Gene Ontology annotation, cellular component: chromatin; nucleus; chromosome, centromeric region. The transcript is spliced from 11 exons. The record is from RefSeq and is a predicted model, not a curated record.
UCUUCACAGAUCACUAGAAGAUGUGGAAUCAGUGUUAAGUUUUGCUAAAUUAGAAAGAAGUGAUAUAAAACCCAAUACACAAUGUGUUGUAUUCAGUGAAGAACUUGAUAAUGAUAAGGUCAAAUUAAUGGAAUUAGAUUCUAAUAUUCUACAAUGUCUAACAGUUGGUGACAGAGUUGUAAUAAGGGGAGAUAAAGAGGAUGGAGCUGUUCUAUGUACCCUAGAUAAAACCUAUGAUAUCAAGGAAGCUGAAACGUCUAAUUCAUUAUUAAUAAUACCAGAUCUAAAAUUUAGCCAAGAUUUACCAUCAGAGGGAGAUGUCCAUCUUACUUUUAAUCAGGUAACCUCAGUAUUACAGACCUACUAUGAACUCCGACCCUGUAAACCUAAAUUAAAGAAAUUAAAAGAAGUAUUAGAAAGAAAUCCCUAUAGUGGUAAAGAAUGUGAAAAUGAUGAACACCAUCAGGGUAAAAAGUAUACAUUGAAUGAUUUAUUAGAUACAAUACAAGCUAGUGAAUCAGAGAUAUUACAAGCUCUUCAUCAAUUUAAAGCUUGUCACAUAGAUGGUUAUUGGAGAUUACUGGAGUUUGAUUUUUUAACACAAGUAUUAAAUCAUGUUCUACAGUUAAUAGAUGAGAAUGAUUGGUUAGAUUCUGGUAUACCUUUAGAAGAAUGUUGUCAGACUUUACAAGAUCUCUUUCCCAGGUGUGUAAUAAGCCAUGUUGUAGAAACUUACUGUGAUAAAAAUACUACGUCAGAUGCUGUUGUAUAUAAAAUCAGUGAAGAUAGAGUUUGUAGAUUUUUUGCUGAGUUAUUACUACGUGGAUCAGGGCAGUUUAAUUAUAAAGAAUUUUUAGAAGUUUGGCAACAGAGCGUACCUGAAGGAAUGAAAACUGAUACUUCACAAUUAGAGGGGCUGGCAUUAACAAAUCUGGACUGUAAUAUUCCUGUUAUUUGGCAUUUUCCUGUUGAAGAUUUACCAGAAGAUAUUCAGGAAAGAUUUGAAUUCCUGUUUAAAACUCGAGAAAAAUGGACACGAGAUGACAUCACUCCUUAUAUCAAAGACUUGACGACAGAGAAACUAGAUGUUGGUGCUCUGUUAACCAGGUAUGCUAGAGCUUCCAUGCAAAAUGGUAUUAAAGUCUUCAAUUCAAGAAAACAAGUGACAAAAUAAAUAUUUUAUACUACUGU